GAUGUUGGGACCAGCUACGAGACCAUGUACUACAGCCCUGUGCAACGCAUCUUUCAAAUAGUGUCCUUCAAGUUGAAUCACGAAUCAGCUUCCAAUACCAAGCUGACGACUAAGAAGCUUUUCGAGAUCUUGUCUGCCAACUUGACGGUGACAUCGGGGGAGGCAGUGACGCAGUCCUUCCUCGAAGUCUUGAUGGCUCUGUGGAAUUCCUUGCUGAGCGACACUUCUUUCCGAGAGGAAGUCCUGCUUUCUGAGGAGGUUUUCGGAAAGCGAAGUCCCAUCAAGUCCAUAUAUGUUUUGCGAGACCUUGCCACUGCUUGCAAGAAGCAACCGCCUUGCGUGAAGUGGGUGUUCGAUGCCCUCAUGGAUGCGGCGUUGAACAAAAUCUUCAAGCAAGGUUUUGCCUGGAUUGAUGGGGGCGCACUGCUUCUGAGGCUGUUGCAUAUGUGGGCAUGGAAGUAUGUCCUGAAAGAUGAGAUCCUGGACAUGCUGUUGGCUCACAAGAGCCUGCCAUGUGAGGACGCAAAACGCAUCCGGGAGAAACUCUCCACUCAGGAGUCGUGGCGCAAGGCAAUGGCUGGUGGCCUUCUCUUCUCGCGGGAGACGCUCGACAAUAUCCCUGACAAUGAACUUGACCCUAGCAUUUUGACUGCAAUUGGUGAUUCAAGUGUCGCCCAUGACAUUGUAAUGAUCUGGACAUGGCGCCGAGGCAAAUCCGUGAAAGUCGUGGCCAACAAAUCGUGGCUGGGGGCGCUGCAGCCAGCCAGUCAAGAGGCUGCGGAUUUUCUGGCAGAUCUCAUUUACACCAAGAAGUACGACGAGAAGGUGAAGAGCGUGUUGCACACCAACUUUGACGUGAAUGCCCUUCUCGAGCGCGAGGUGCUGAAGCCCAUCUGGGACAAGCUAACCAAGAAAGCCGACAAAACGGCUGCGGCAACGCAGGCGGGGUGCGUUGGAUGA
Messenger RNA from Effrenium voratum, 960 nucleotides. The record is from the annotation of a GenBank genome assembly. NCBI's taxonomy places the organism in Eukaryota, Dinophyceae, Suessiales, Symbiodiniaceae.